This is a messenger RNA of Musa acuminata subsp. malaccensis (wild Malaysian banana), 1973 nucleotides long. Its product is annotated as FCS-Like Zinc finger 10. The record is from RefSeq and is a predicted model, not a curated record. Lineage: Eukaryota; Viridiplantae; Streptophyta; Magnoliopsida; Zingiberales; Musaceae.
AUAAGAGAGAGAGAGAGAGAGAGUACUGUACAAGCUAUCAUUCAUACCUUUGCAGCCUAUUUUUAUUGCACCUUGGGGGGUAGUUCUCUUCUCUUCAUAGCCCUCCAUCUGAGAGGUCUCUCAGAUAGAGAUCGUGAGAGGAGGGGUAAAGGAAGAAGCUAAGGGGGAAGCGAAGGUGGGGUUUUUCCCUCCCUUCUUCAUGUGGACUCUCUGUUUCAUUCUGUAAUUUUCAGCCUGAUCGGGACUUUUCUUUAGUGCAUCACAUGGACUCGGGCAUUUGGGAUCACUGGCUGUGGCCUCCGAGAAGCACUAAAUCUCUCUGUUUUCCGUCGUAGUUUUUCUCCGUUGGUUUGUUUGGUGCAUUUUAACAGGGAUCCUGGUGUUCUAGAGGGAGAGGAGAGGAGAGGAGAGAGAUGCUGAGGGGAAUGAACAAGGUCCAGAAAGAUCACUGCAAAGGGCAGCUGCUGUCUGAUUCCACCUCCGAUUCUUGCUUCUCCUCCAAUGGCUUGAUCCAGAAGGCCAGGAACGCCACACUGUUCAGUGUUCCUGGCCUCUUCGUAGGGUUCAGCGCCAAGGGCUUAUCGGAGUCCGACGCAGUCAGGAGCCCCACGUCCCCCUUGGACUACAAGGGGUUCUCCAACCUCGGCCAUUCCUUUCUCGGUUUCUCUCGAUCGGCAAGCCUGGAUGGGAAGCCCAGGUGCUGGGACCGCACCCGGGUAGGCCUGCGCCUGGUGGAUACCCUCAACGACGAGACCAAGCCUUGUGGGAAGCUUUUGGGGCUCUCCGAGAGCAGCAACAUACUGUUUGCUCCACGCAUGAGGAUCAACAUCUCUAGCCCCAAACCUCACCUUGUCGGCCCGGGAGAUGACUGCACAGGCGCAGCUCCCAAGUCUUUGCCGAAGGACUACCGCACUUCCCCACAGACUGGUAGAUCCAAAGGAGCUGAAUCAGAAUGUGGAGAGGUCGGAUUGCUGAGAUCUUGUUCGGUGGUGGUUAGCACAUCAUCCUCGACGCCAAUCGACUCCAAGUCCGAAUCUGAAGUCUUUGCAUCAGAUUCCAAGAGUUCCAUGGCGGAAGGAAGUGCCAAUUUUGACAAGCUUUCUGGGUCCCUCCCUGUCUCUAUUGGCGGCUCACCCUGUGGAGUCAUCGCUUCUCUUUCCGCUAGCGAAAUCGAGCAGUCGGAGGAUUACACCUGCAUUAUAUCGCACGGUCCCAAUCCUAAAACCACUCACAUUUUUGGAGAUUGCAUUCUCGAAAGCCACAGCUUUCCGUCGCGAGAUCUUAGGAAGAAGCAUAGAAAAGAUGAGGAACGGUCGGCCUGGAUGCUGAAGCCCUCCGAAGAAGAUGCACCGCCCUGCCCCUCCGGAGACUUCCUCCGCUGCUGUUUCUCUUGCAAGAAGAAGCUGGAGGAGGGGAAAGACAUCUACAUGUAUAGAGGUGAGAAAGCAUUCUGCAGCUGCGACUGCCGUGACCAGGAAAUUUUGAUGGAAGAAGAGAUGGAGGAGAAGCCCACGUUUGGUUCAUCUGGUUCGUCAACUUCGUCCUUUCACGAGGAGAUAUUUCUGGAGGACAUGACCAUGGCUGAGUAAGGCGGAGGUUUGCCAGAUUCCCGGCGCACGUUUGAUCCGCGAGCACUGAGAUUGCUACGGCAAGCAGCUUGAUCAUCCGUCUCUCAAGAGCUGUCUAUGUGAAUCUUUAGCGGCCAUGGAUGAUCAGCAUGUACAUUCAUUUGUUUGCUGAUUUCGUUACAGUGUCCGUGGUACUGUUGGUGGCGAACAUCUAUUAAUUGCCUACGCUCCUUGUCUUGGUAGACCUUUUCUCUUUCCUCUGAUGAUUUUGAUGAGAAAGGGUGUGAGCCACAGUGUAUGGCUCCCCCAUUUUUCCUGCUCUCUCCCAAGCGCGAAAUUUAUCGUCUCAUGACCCAUAUGAACUUGGUGAAUUGAUGAUUAUUGCAGAGCCACCACUUGGACUAA